This is a messenger RNA of Aplysia californica (California sea hare), 2074 nucleotides long. RefSeq names its product ubiquitin-associated domain-containing protein 1. NCBI's taxonomy places the organism in Eukaryota, Metazoa, Mollusca, Gastropoda, Aplysiida, Aplysiidae. The record is from RefSeq and is a predicted model, not a curated record. The transcript is spliced from 11 exons. Gene Ontology annotation, molecular function: protein binding. The coding region runs from base 217 to 1518 and encodes 433 amino acids.
UUUACAAGUCUAUAGAUUCUAGUUUAUUUUCGUUCUGCCAUUUCUGACUUUGACAAUUUCUAUCAAGACGACAACAUCUGAUUCUUGAAGUGUCAUCAAUUUUCUUCGAUACUGGAAACGCAAGCAGAAUAUACUGAUUCCACAGAAAUUAUUGUGGGCAGUUUUUGCCCGUGACUCCAGUAACUUGUGAGUGGUCCCAACCAGUGGAAUAUCUCGAUGGUGGUGACGGAUUCGCUAUUGUUCCCCCCGUCUGCCAUGAUGAAAGUCCGCGUCACUAAUAUGAGCGGAGUGGAUGCAGUAGCCGAAGUUGGCCGAGAUUGGACUUGUGAUAAGGUUAAACUGUCCCUGGAACACUUGCUUGACCGUCCGGCAUCCUUGACCGGCCUGGGUUCAGAUGCUAUGAAGAACUCACUCCAUUACAAACUGGUGCUUGUCCGAUGUGGGAAGACUUUGUCCAACGAUCUCUCCAUAGGCCAGCAAGGGGUUAAAGAUAACGAUGAAUUGCUCUUACUGAAAAAACGACCAGACGUUCCUUGUAUAGGAACAGACAGGCAGAGAGAAGACAAGAAAGUUGCAGACAUAGCAACGAUACGUAAAGCCACUGCCCAUCUGGUGAAGAAACACCAUGAACAGCCCGAAGAGGAGGCGAGCUCUAGUCUCGAUUUUCAGAGUGAACUACGUCGAAUUCUCAUAUCUCUGAUCGAAGCCUCGCAACGCAUCCUGUGUCUCAACCCAGAAGCUGCCAAGAUUUUUCAGCAAGCUGAGGAGAUGUUGAACGAGGCUCCGGCACGUAAGAAUGGGCUGGCAGAGUCCAGUGUGAAGCAGCUGACAGACAUGGGUUUUCCAGAGAACCGAGCGAGGAAGGCACUGCUUCUGAAUCAGCAGUCUGUGAUGUCGGCCAUGGACUGGUUGCUGACCAACGAGUCGGAUCCCAACAUAGAUCAGCCACUGCCGGGGCAGGAGGAGCCAGAGCCUGAGGUGACCGAGGGGGAAGAGGGCAUGACCCAGGGUACAGAGGGUUCCUCGGACGAUCAGCUAGUGGGAGCCACCGGAGGGGCAGAGGGUCCGAGGUUCAAGAACAUUCUGGAGACGAUCAGGGCCUUCCAGAGAAGGGAGUUCAGGCCGAACCCAAGGGCUCUACAAAACCUGCUGGAGAUGGGGUUUGCUGAGAAGGAGGCAAUCCACGCUCUCAGGGUGUCUAGGAAUAGCCAGGACGCUGCUUGUGACUGGCUGCUAAGUGACCGUAAGGAGAAGCCAGAGAGCGUUGACCAGGGCCUGGAUGUCAAUAGUCCCGUCUACAAGGCCAUCCUGGCAAAUCCGUCCGUCCAACUGGGGCUUAACAGUCCUCGGUGUCUGCUCGCCUUCCUGCAGAUGCUGGAGAACCCCAUCAGUGCUAGUCAGUGGCUCAAUGACCCUGAGACCGGCCCUCUCCUCAUGCAGAUCUCACGAAUCUACCACUCGGAGAAAUUCACUCCCUUCUGUCCAGGCGGAGGUACCGAUACAACCGAGAUCAGCUGAGGUCUCUGUGGACGGCGGGGUAGACAUUAGAGCCAUGGACAUCUUAUCCUCACUGGAAAAAUAAAAGGCAAAAGAGUCCAGAGAGACUAAUCGCUGCCUCAGAAUUACCAAGCUCUAUCUGACAUUUUUGACCGUUUCGAGUUACGAAGACUAUGAGCUCAAAAAUAAGUUCUCUAUCUUCCUGAUCAAAAUUGUAAGGGUAUUUGGAGGCGUGGUCAAGAUAUUCAAAGAAUUGCAUUUGGAAAAGCUUAACAUGUUGUGAAACUCAAAAAUUUUGAUGUCAAAUUUCUCAAAACUAGAUACUGAGCAGAUUGAACUUCGUAAUUCUGAAUAGUGUAAUAGUACCUUAAUAGGAGGAGAAUUUGCUCUGAAUGGAAAAAGAAAUGGCAAAAGAGGCUGGGGAGGCUAAUGGUAACUUAAUGGGAGUGCUCUGAAUGGAAGAAUAAAUGGCAAAAGAGGCAGAGAUAGACCAAGUAUAACUUACUUACAGAACUUUAAACAGGUGGGUGAUGGGAAAAGAUGAGAAAUACUACACAGGUUUUUUGAGAGCAUCUGA